AUGAGCACUAGCAACAGUGCUGGGGGAUCGCGCCUUUCGUCUUCUUCGACUUUUGGUCGAUCUUCUCUUGCUUUGAAUGAUCUAAUACCAACUGCGCUUCAAUUGGCCUCAAACACUGUUGCCACUACAGCGUCGGUCGUAUUUACUCCAUUAGCAACUCGGGCAGUUAAAGGUGAUACAAUGGGUAUUAUAACAGAUCUUGCACCGGCCAUUAUGGACCAACGUCGACUACAACAGUACAUUACUGGAAAGAAUAGGCAGGUGCAAGAGGGAUCAAAUCAAUCACCUCCACCAGCUGGGGAUGGGUCACAGAAGAGAUUGAGUUUAUUGAAUACGGAGAUGCCGGAAUCAGAGGCUCCGUUAUCAUUGCUGGAAGGAUUCAAAGCGUCAUAUCCAGAUUAUGAUACCUUUAGAAAGUCUGUCACUAAGCUUAAAAAGAAGAAAACAAGGGGAGCGCUAAAUGGUGUGUUUGAUGGUCAUGAUGGAUCUUCGGAUACUGCUUCGAUAGAUGGCGAAUCCAAACCGCUCAACCAACUCAUCACCGAUCGGGAUCGUGUUGUCAGAGAAAACGACCGUCUUUGCGCUCAAGAGUUAGACACAAUAGCAGAAAUAAAGGAAAUUGAAAAGGAAAUCGAACGUUUACAAGCAAAAAAGGAAAGCCUAUCAUCCCAAUUGCUUACAUUUGAAGGGCGGAAGAACGAACUAAGUUAUCAAGUCGAGGAAUUAAAUUAUAAGAUUUCAAGCUUUGUUCAUGUGGAGAGGAAUGGAACAGAUGAGAAAGGGCGACUAAAGCAAAGUAGGGAUCCAAUUUCUAUUUUAUAUAAAAUAAUGGAAUUUAUAAACGAUCCUGCUGGAUUUAUUAUUAAUAUACGAUGGCGCUUGGUUUUACUAGAACGACGAGGAAAACGAUACGAAUCUGGUGUUUGCUUUAGAACACUGGAGGGUCAUGAAGAUGUAAUAAAAUGUAUCGACUUUGAUAGGCCUGGGGGCUUCUUAGUGUCGUCAUCGCUAGAUAAUACUGUACGGGUGUGGAACUUGAAUACCAAUAAAUGCGUCGGACUUCUCGAUGGACAUAAAGAUAUUGUAACCUGCAUAAAAAUUCACGAUAACCGUCUUAUCACUGGUUCCAAGGACAAGUCAAUCCGACAAUGGAAUCUUUCGCUUUUGUCUCAAUCGGACAUGUUAGCUGUUCUACCUCACUGUCAUUACAAAUCGAUAUCCUCAUCCGCAAAGAGCAGUUUCGACAUGACUGAUGAUGAUACGUUGGAGAAUAUUGGCGAGACUGUGUGGGUAGCUACGUUGGAAGGACAUUCUGGGGAAAUCACUUGUCUUCAUCAUGAGGAUCAGUGGCUGGUUUCUGGCUCAGCAGACAAGACGAUGAAGCAAUGGGAUUUGGAAACAGGACAAUGCAUACUAACAAUGGAUUUGUUAUGGGCAAUGUCGAGCGCCAAGUUAUCGCAUGCACCGUUGGCAGAGAGCUUCGUGUUUGAUCUGCUUGACGAGGGAGACUUCAUUGGUGCGUUACAGUUCUGGAACUACGCACUAGCAAGUGGGACAAGAGAUGGUGCCAUACUAAGGACAGGACAAACGCAUAGGACAUUACUUGGCCAUUCGGGUACGAUUAAUCGUAUUGUAAUGCCACCGACGCGAUACAAUGAAUUACUUACGUUUGUUUUUUGGAAUACAGGACCGAUCACAUCGCUACAAUUUGAUGAAUAUCACGUUGUUAGCGGAAGUAUGGACAAGAGCAUUAGGAUAUGGGAUUUACGAACGGGAACCAUAUUCGACACAUUGUCCUAUGAGAAUGCUAUAGCAGGUUUACAAUUCGACUCCCAACGUAUAGUCUGUGCAUGCGGAGUUAAUGACAUUAAG
Molecule: messenger RNA, 1872 nt
Organism: Paraglomus occultum
Lineage: Eukaryota; Fungi; Glomeromycota; Glomeromycetes; Paraglomerales; Paraglomeraceae
Source: the annotation of a GenBank genome assembly